Messenger RNA from Plasmodium cynomolgi strain B, 384 nucleotides. RefSeq lists its product as hypothetical. NCBI's taxonomy places the organism in Eukaryota, Apicomplexa, Aconoidasida, Haemosporida, Plasmodiidae. The transcript has 2 exons. The record is from RefSeq and is a predicted model, not a curated record. Bases 1 to 384 code for a protein of 127 amino acids.
AUGAAAAUUGCUGAUUAUAAUAGAAUGAAACACUUAUAUGAAUUUUAUGAGUUUUAUGAUGAACUCAGAUCAUCCUCACAUUGGAUGAAAGAAGAUACAUGUAAUAACCUUUCAUCUAAUUCUAUCAAUUAUAAUAGCGCUAUAGAGGAUUAUUAUAAGGAACAUCACGAUUUAUAUGAUAAAAUAAGUCAUGUUAAAGAUUUAAUUGAAACAUUUAUAAAGACACAUGAUUUAAAAUGUGAAGAAAAUGUAUAUUUCAGAACACAACGAAAAUAUCUCAAAGGGAAAUACGGAAAAUGCGUACAAGCUCUAAUGAAAAAGGAGAAAGGUUUCACGAAGAAAAAUCACUAUUGUCAGUGGAACAAGAAAAUACAAGAUAAAUAG